AUGGAAAACACUUCUCAAUCUAGAAUUCUUGAACCAAUAGACUCCAAUUCAUUAUCUUUAAUAUCACUGUCUUCAGCUUCCAACCUUCAAGAGAAUGUUUCAGAAAAUCUCAAUAAGCCUUCCUUCAUCCGUCCUGUGAGUCCUCCUCUGUUCGAAAGCGCAGAAACGUCACAGAACAAAUGGCAAUUCGAUCGAAAAGAAUUCGCAUUCGAGAGUAAUAGUACCCCUUCCAAAAAGACUGACAGUAUCUUACAGCCACUGAUUCACAACAGAAAGAGGCGCUCCCAAUUAAUGGGAGCUAAGCCUAGGGUUCCCUCAAAGCUACAGCAUACGACAUCAAAGCUACAUCAUGCGACUUCAAAGCUGGACUUAUUAGAUGAAAAUAAACUCACAACAUUGCCCAUUUGCCCACCAAGGGGUAGUGAGAGAAGCUCGUUGAAUGUAAAGCGGUUGAAGUUAAAUCCCGUGAAUGAAAUCCGCAUACAUACCGAUAUGGAGAAUAGACGAAUAAGCUAUGGAAUACCAUUGUUGCUAGCUGGUGAAUCUGGAAAUGAUGACGAGGAUGGUGAGGAAAACGAACAUCCAAUUGUUCUAAUCGAAGACUACAUAAAAUACUCAGGUGGGCCACAUGAACGCUGUACCAAGAAGAAAGUAUCAAUCGCUGAUUUGAAAAGCAAAAUGAGCAAAAGGAAGGAUAUGCAUAUUCCGAUUAAACUGAAGACCCCUAAAACAGCACUGUCCAAGUCAUCAAGCUCUUCACUGACAUUAACUCCCUAUGUCUUCGGAGAAGAAUCUACUAGGAAUGAAUUCGCGUCGGGUCGGGUCUCUGACAAUCAGACAUUAAACGGAAACGAGAGGUCUAGCAAUAAUGAUAAUGACUACGAUAAAGAGGAUGCAUGCGAAAAUGAAGUGGAUAUUGGUGUAGACCUCUCGAACGUCUCAGAUAGUGUGCGAAAUAUUUUGGAUGUCAUUAUGAAACCAAAAACUCAGGAAAACGAUAAAUACUUAAGUAAUCUACGGAUUCAAUCACAACUGAGAACUUGUGUUAUAUGUGACAGUCCGCUUUAUGAGAUUAGCUCACUUAUUUCAGAUGCUGAUGAUUUCAAGGAGAUCGUUUGCGGUAACUGUACUGAAAAAUAUGAGGAAGCGGCCAAAGUAUUUGAAAACUAUGAGUUUGAGACGUCCGGUGAAAUCAGCAUUGACUCCUCAUUGAGCAGUAUGAAUAGCGCAUUAGAACUUACGCAUGGCGAAACAAGCGUACUGGAAGAACCUGUACGACCUGCUACCCCAACGAUGACAUUACAAACACAGGAUAGAUUCUCGCAGGAACUGAUAAGAAGGCUACAAGUCCAGUCUCAGAGACAAAGUUCUUCCAGAAAAAACGCAAAAGAUGUGUUCGACUGUCCCACAAUGGCGUGGUUCCUCGACGCUAAAAAGAAAAUUAGGUGGAGAUGGAGGGCAAGUGGAUUAUUGCCUCGAUUUUUGACAAAUCAUUACGAUUCUAAGCAUAUGAGUAGCAAUUAA
This is a messenger RNA of Zygotorulaspora mrakii, 1524 nucleotides long. RefSeq lists its product as uncharacterized. The coding region runs from base 1 to 1524 and encodes 507 amino acids. Lineage: Eukaryota; Fungi; Ascomycota; Saccharomycetes; Saccharomycetales; Saccharomycetaceae. The record is from RefSeq and is a predicted model, not a curated record. The transcript has a single exon.